AUGAUUCAAGCGGGAGCCUUUCGAGGGCAGGAGAGUGACCAGGAACCGCGCUGGCGGAGAGCCGUCGGGGCUCCGAUUAAUGAAUGGGCAGCGCCGAUUUAUGAAUGGGCGGUGCCGAUUUAUGAAUGGGCGGUGCCGAUUUAUGAAUGGGAGGCCCCUCCCCUCCGCCCCGCCCCCUCCGCCGGCUCUCCCCGCUCCCUCCUCGCCCGCCCCGUCGGGGCCGGUCGCCACCGGCGCGGCCAUGGCCCAUCGCCCGCCGCCCCGCCGAGCCCCGCCGCUCGCCCGCCGCCUGCCGCCGCCGUUAUGAGGCGCGGGGGCCCCGCUGCCAUCGCCGCCUGCCUCGCCGGGGCCAUCGCUGUGCUGGCGGGACCGGGACCGGGAAGCACCGGUUGGAGCAGCCGGCGGCCCCCCCGUAGCUACGGGCAUUUGGAAGGCGAUGUGCGCUGGCGGAGGCUCUUCUCCGCCACCCGCUUCUUCCUGCGCAUCGACGGCGGCGGCAGCGUGGAGGGGACGCGCUGGAGGGAGCGUCCGGGCAGCAUCGUCGAGAUCCGAUCGGUGCGAGUCGGCGUUGUGGCCAUCCGGGCAGUGCACACUGGCUUCUACCUGGCCAUGAACAAGCAGGGGAGGCUCUACGGGUCGAAGGAGUUCAACCCCAACUGCAAGUUCACAGAGCGCAUCGAGGAGAACGGCUACAACACCUACGCGUCGCUGCGCUGGCGGCACCAGGGCCGCCCUAUGUUCCUCUCGCUCAAUAGCAAGGGCAGGCCACAGCGUGGGGGCAAGACGCGUCGGCAGCACCUCUCCACCCACUUCCUCCCCAUGCUCGUUGACUGAGCCCUGCAGGCAACUCCGGACCAUCCUGUAGGGAAAAAAAAACACAACAGGGAAAAAAGGGUUAUUUUAUUUAUUGUUUUAUUUUGCUAUUUAUUGUUUUAUUCUUAAACGGAUGGCGGACGUAGAAGGCAGAUGCUCCAGAUGCAGUUGCACAGGGAUGCAGCUCUCCCCACCGUCCCAUGGAUGCAGAGCUGGCACGAAGCAGCCCGGAGAGCGUGGGCACCGUGUGCUGGAGCUGCCAACACCGCGUGCAGGUGGCUGUCG
Cuculus canorus (common cuckoo) is the source of this 1098-nucleotide messenger RNA. It is a transcript of the gene FGF22, whose product is annotated as fibroblast growth factor 22. Gene Ontology annotation, biological process: animal organ morphogenesis; regulation of cell migration; fibroblast growth factor receptor signaling pathway. Bases 1 to 834 code for a protein of 277 amino acids. The record is from RefSeq and is a predicted model, not a curated record. The transcript has 3 exons. Gene Ontology annotation, cellular component: cytoplasm. Gene Ontology annotation, molecular function: growth factor activity; fibroblast growth factor receptor binding. Lineage: Eukaryota; Metazoa; Chordata; Aves; Cuculiformes; Cuculidae.